Molecule: messenger RNA, 1487 nt
Organism: Urocitellus parryii (Arctic ground squirrel)
Lineage: Eukaryota; Metazoa; Chordata; Mammalia; Rodentia; Sciuridae
Gene: Rfk
Product: riboflavin kinase
Biological process (GO): riboflavin biosynthetic process; FMN biosynthetic process
Cellular component (GO): mitochondrion
Molecular function (GO): riboflavin kinase activity
Source: RefSeq, a predicted model, not a curated record
AGGAGCUAAAGAAGAUCUCGCUUUGACGUCAGAAUUCUAAGGAAAAGAAGGAAGGGGAAGGAGACAUCGACGGCUGUUGAGGAACGGUGCUUCCUAGCCCCUUAGGCUGAAGCGAGGGACCCCGAAUCCGUUUUCGCUUUUCGUUUCUUCGCUGAUAGAAGACCGAGGAGGACCGAGGUCGGCCGAACCCCGGCUGGGGGCGGAGCCACAGAAGGAGAGGCGGGGCUACAGCGGAAAAGGACUACGGAAGCCGAGCAGGCAUCGGUUGUUCCGCCGCGGAAGUGUCCGUACGCCGGCUGUGGGAAGGCAGCCAGAGACCUCUCGCGAUCCGGCAGUCUCCAGUGCGCUCUUGGCCACAGCCGACCUUCAGCUGUGGCCGCAGCUCCCGUACCGAAGACGCGCUUCCUGAGUUGUCCAGCAACUUCAGUUGGGCAGCGGUGUGAGAGACCUGCCGCCGCGUGUCGUCGGUGCCUCCCGGUGUUUAGUGUGCGCACCUAGCGGGUAGAGCCCUUGCCCCGUCCCCCGGCUGGUCCGGGGCUCCAGGCAUUGUACCCACGGCGACUCCGCCUGACGCGCGGACUGGCCUGCAGCCCGCGUCCCCGGCGGACGGCGUCAUGAGAAGCCUGCCGUACUUCUGCCGGGGCCAAGUAGUGCGGGGCUUCGGCCGCGGCUCCAAGCAGCUGGGCAUCCCCACAGCCAAUUUUCCUGAACAAAUAGUAGAUAAUCUUCCAGCUGACGUAUCCACUGGCAUUUAUUAUGGUUGGGCCAGUGUUGGAAGUGGAGAUGUUCAUAAGAUGGUGGUAAGCAUAGGAUGGAACCCAUACUACAAGAAUAUGAAAAAGUCUAUGGAAACUCACAUCAUCCAUACCUUUGAGGAGGACUUCUAUGGGGAAAUCCUCAAUGUUGCCAUUGUUGGCUACCUCAGACCAGAAAAGAACUUUGAUUCUUUAGAGUCACUUAUUUCAGCAAUUCAAGGUGAUAUUGAAGAAGCUAAGAAGCGACUAGAUUUACCAGAACAUUUGAAACUCAAAGAUGACAAUUUCUUCCAGGUUUCUAAAAGCAAAAUAAUGAAUGGCCACUGAUGAAAAAUUAUUUUAUUUAUUCAUUUCACUGUUUAUAAUUGUGCAGUCUUGCUUAUAUUUUAAAAAUCAAACAUUUUCCUAUAGCUGUAAAUUAGUUUAAACAAUAUUAGAUAGUUACCCCAUUAUGCUUCGGCUGUUCAAACCAUCAUGCUAUCAUACUAAAAAGAAUCAUUUAAAAAUAAAUAUUGUUUUUUAUGUAAUAUGUUGUAAUAUUUUCUGAAUCACUAGAAAGAUACUAAGUGUCUUGUAAUGGAAAUAAAAUGUAUAUAAGUCUGGGUUAAGCAAGUCACUAAUUUGGGAGGAGAACUGUAAUUCUCAUGGUAAAAUAUAUCCAUGUAUAUAGCAUAUGUUACUAAAAUAGAAGGCUUAUUAAAGUAAUGCAUUAAACAGAAGUUUGAUAAUUUA